CGCGGCACGCCCCGCGCAUGCCUGAUGCAAAGCGUCCGCAGGUCGGGCGGUAGCGUCGGGCGAGUGCUGCGGCUGGAGCAGCCACCGUCCGGCAUGAAGGAUUGGGUUCUGGGUGCUGCCUGCUCCUCGCUCCAGCACCAUGGAAUGCCUGCGCAGUUUGCCCUGCCUCCUGCCCCGCGCGAUGAGACUUCCCCGGCGGACGCUGUGUGCCCUGGCCUUGGACUUGACCUCUGUGGCGCGUCCCGUUGCUGCCUGCGGCCGCGCAGCCAACUUGGUUGGAAGGAGCCGGGCGGCGCAACUUUGCGGGCCGGGCCGGCUCCGCGUGGCAGGUGAAGUGCACCGGUUAAGAACUUCUGAUGUCUCUCAAGCCACUUUAGCCAGUGUAGCCCCGGUAUUUACUGUGACAAAAUUUGACAAACAGGGAAAUGUUACUUCUUUUGAAAAGAAGAAAACUGAAUUAUACCAAGAGUUAGGUCUUCAAGCCAGAGAUUUGAGAUUUCAGCAUGUAAUGAGUAUCACAGUCAGAAACAAUAGGAUUAUCAUAAGAAUGGAGUAUUUGAAAGCUGUGAUAACUCCGGAGUGUCUUCUGAUAUUAGAUUAUCGUAAUUUAAACUUAGAGCAAUGGCUGUUCCGGGAACUCCCUUCACAGUUGUCUGGAGAGGGUCAACUCGUUACAUACCCUUUACCUUUUGAGUUUAGAGCUAUAGAAGCACUCCUGCAAUAUUGGAUCAACACCCUUCAGGGGAAACUUAGCAUUUUGCAGCCACUGAUCCUUGAGACCUUAGACGCUUUGGUGGACCCCAAACAUUCAUCUGUAGACAGAAGCAAACUGCACAUUUUACUACAGAAUGGCAAAAGUCUAUCAGAGUUAGAAACAGAUAUUAAAAUUUUCAAAGAGUCAAUUUUGGAGAUCUUGGAUGAGGAAGAGUUGCUAGAAGAGCUCUGUCUAUCAAAAUGGAGCGACCCGCAAGUCUUUGAAAAGAGCAGUGCUGGGAUUGACCAUGCAGAAGAGAUGGAGUUGCUGUUGGAAAACUACUACCGAUUGGCUGACGAUCUCUCCAAUGCAGCUCGGGAGCUUAGGGUGCUGAUUGAUGAUUCACAAAGUAUUAUUUUCAUCAAUCUGGACAGCCACCGUAACGUGAUGAUGAGGUUGAAUCUACAGCUGACCAUGGGAACCUUCUCUCUUUCGCUCUUUGGACUAAUGGGAGUUGCUUUUGGAAUGAAUUUGGAAUCUUCCCUUGAAGAGGACCACAGGAUUUUUUGGCUGAUUACAGGAAUUAUGUUCAUGGGAAGUGGCCUCAUCUGGAGGCGCCUGCUUUCAUUUCUUGGACGACAGCUAGAAGCUCCAUUGCCUCGUAUGAUGGCUCCUUUACCUAAAAAGACUCUUCUGGCAGAUAGAAGCAUGGAAUUGAAAAACAGCCUCAGACUGGAUGGACUUGGAUCAGGACGGGGCAUCCUAACAAACCGUUAGGAACAGCCCAGUGGAUACUGAAGUUUUUUUACUGGUAGUCACAGCAAACUUCUGAUACUGUUUUUAUUAUUUUCUUGUAUAGAGUCACACACUUGAAAAAAAUUAAUGUUUGAAAACAAAAAUAUUUUGGCAGUCACAAUACCAGAACUGGAUUGCAUUUCCAGAAUUCUGAGUUAAAGAAACAAAGUAUUUGCUUUGUAAAAGGCCAAAAUUCUAUUUCCUACAAACUUUAAAUGCUGUUUUUAUAGAUGUGGUAAGAGGCAACACAAGCACAGAUAGUUGUAUAGACUUUAUUUAAUUUAUACAUAUCAAGAAAAGUGCAAUUUCAUGCUGAAUGAAGCGUAGGAACUUGACAAGCCCAUAGGUAGCUAUCGUUCUUAGUAUAGGGAAUUACGUUCAUAUGAAUUUCCUGAUUCUCAGGUGACUAAAAAGCUAGCAUUCUAUGUAUUAACCUUACAACAAACUCUGAAAGUUUGAGCUUUAAAAACCAAACUUUGACAUAACCUUAUUUUCUUGUAUUUGCCCCCUUUUUAAAAUAAAAGGUGAAUAAAAAGAAAUAAUUUAAUAUCACCAUUGUAUGGAUGCCUAAUCAAGAUUUCACGUUCUCAACCCCUAACACUAGUUUUCUUUGCUCUCUGUAAUUACAGCCUUUGGAAGUAAAGUUGAAAGGAAGUAUUUCCAUUCUGUUACUGUUUUGUAGCACUUUGUCCAUUUAUUGAUUUUUAAAGUAGAUUUUUAGAUACCACCCUUGCCCUGCCCCAAAAAGAAAAAUAUGUAUUGCCCUGCUAAUCUAUACGCCUACACCUCAGAAGCUGACAAAUGAGCUUCCUAAAACACGAGGGUGACUAAAUGUUAGAACUGUGAUAUCUUCUCAUUUCCACAGAGAUGGGCGUUUAAAACAAAUGGCUAAUAUUUGUAAGCCUGAAAGCUGCCAUCCUCUUUAACAUCCUACCUACCUUUUAAAAUGUUUUCUGGAGGUUAAAUACAGUUAUGUACUAGAACAUUAGUUAAGCCUCCCAAAGUAGUGUGCGUGGAAGAUUCUAGAGUGUCCAGCUCUUGCACUACAAAUGUGAUAACAACAGAAUAAAUAUGCUUAUCCUGAUAUUGAGGGUACAUGAUUACCCUAAUGUGAUGUCAUAUGAGGAAGUUUAAGAGUCCAUUUUUCGGGUGGUUUGGUGAUAGGAAUAAAAAUGUUACUCCCGUAGCUGAUUCGGAAGAAAAGAGAUGAAGUACAAGUAAGGUUUCCCCAUUCCUGUGUGUGGUCAUGGGAAGCCAUUAGAGGGAAGCUGGAGAACAGAAUGGCACAGAACAGGCUGGGCUAGACUCGAGCAUGCAGUGGCCCCUGUGCACCAACCACACUGUGGGUCAGGAACAUGCGUCAUGGUGUGCUUGUUGGAGGAGUGUGAACAUACAGCACCCUCUAGCGUUAUGAAUCUCUUAGGAUUUUUAAGAUUAUAUUUGAUAAUACUUAGAUUUCACAGGGCACCGUUUUGGGACACCUCAGAGCACACUGCUGCUAUUUUAGGUCUUACCACUGUAAAAUACUUAAUAAGUACUACUUAACUGUGACAUGAAGAAUUGGAAUCCCAGAGGGCAACAUUUGAUUUGACUCAGAUCAGGCAAAAGAUAGAAUUUUGGUCAUUUUUCCUUGCAGUUUUAUUGACUUAGUUUAUGAGCUUGGGUAAAAUAAUUUUUUGAUGAAUCGUGUCAAUAAAAGGAAAAAUAAUGUAACUACCUCAUAAAUCUGAUAAACGGAAGUUGCUAGUGGUUUGUAGAAUUCCUGAAGGUGGUUAUAUCAAGUAUGAUUUCAAAAUGUCAACUAGUUCCACUUUUGUGAUUGCAGGAGGCUUCUUAUAUUAAAGUUCUCGUAAAUAAUAAAUCAGCUUAUGCCAAAAAUAUAUGAAGUUCCUUGGUUUUAAAUUUUGAACUAAAAUGGACUGAGCACAUUAAUUACUGUUUGAAAGUGGGUACCAAACACUGGGUUACAUGAGUGAGCAAGCAGUCAGAUCACCUGUCGAGCAUGUCGAGUACAGGGUGUGGUACUCUCUUUGUCUUUGGAAGGCCCCUAAACAAAUCUGGGCACAACAGGUGUCAUUUGAGGAUGCUCUGAGGAUGCUCUUAACACUUUGUUCUUCAUGAACAUAGACUGAUAAGCAGCACUAACCAAUGUUAUAUUAAAAAGCUGUUUAUUUUGCUGAGUUACUCCAAGAGUUGUAUACAGCUUUACUGUUUGGAACUGCAAUGUUAAAGUUGCACUUUGGAUUUAAGACUUACUCUCAUUACUUUAGUAAUACCUACAGAGGUGAGCUAAUGGAUGGUACAUGGAGUAGGGACUGCAGAGACCCCAGUUUUGUCCCCACUCCAUCUUCAAAUAAUUUUGGUCUCUUAGGUCUGUGAUACAAAGGCAUAAAACAAUUCCUAUCUUGAAGCCUUGAGAAAAGCUGUUACAUAUACACAGAUAGUAGAAAGACAGAAAAUGCAAAUAUGUAAAUGUCUUCUGAUAUCUUGAAAUAAAGAUAAAUUUGAAUUAAA
Messenger RNA from Cercocebus atys (sooty mangabey), 4003 nucleotides. RefSeq names its product MRS2 magnesium transporter (gene MRS2). NCBI's taxonomy places the organism in Eukaryota, Metazoa, Chordata, Mammalia, Primates, Cercopithecidae. The transcript is spliced from 11 exons. The record is from RefSeq and is a predicted model, not a curated record. Gene Ontology annotation, biological process: mitochondrial magnesium ion transmembrane transport. Gene Ontology annotation, cellular component: mitochondrial inner membrane. Gene Ontology annotation, molecular function: magnesium ion transmembrane transporter activity. The coding region runs from base 140 to 1471 and encodes 443 amino acids.